Molecule: messenger RNA, 3101 nt
Organism: Nymphaea colorata (pocket water lily)
Lineage: Eukaryota; Viridiplantae; Streptophyta; Magnoliopsida; Nymphaeales; Nymphaeaceae
Product: auxin response factor 7-like
Exons: 14
Coding region: 251-2464 (737 amino acids)
Biological process (GO): response to hormone; regulation of DNA-templated transcription
Cellular component (GO): nucleus
Molecular function (GO): DNA binding; protein binding
Source: RefSeq, a predicted model, not a curated record
CCAGGCUUAUUCAUUCCUCGUCACGGAGAAGAGAGAGGGAGAGAGAGGGUCCGAGGGAGAGGUAUUUCGGUUUCCGGACGACGGAGUGGCGGUUUCUGGCGGAUGGAAGUAAUCUGAUCACUAAGUAACUGAGCAUUUACUACUUUGGCGGUAACGAAGAGGGCCGGAAUUCGAAGGCAACCGAGAGAGAGAGAGGAUGAGCCCACGGAGAUGGUAGAAAGCAGCUAGAGUUGGCGGAGGAGGACGGAGGAUGGCCUACGUUGAAAGCUUCGGUCAGAGCCCGGCGUCGGCAGUUGGGAAGUCACUCGCCGUUACCAAAGGCCAAGGUCAGAUGCCUGCGCCGGGCAUCUCCAGGCUGAACGUCUCAAAGGUUCCAAGUGCCAGCGAUAAGUCUAUGGAUGAUUUACUUUACGAAGAACUAUGGCAUGCUUGUGCCGGUCCGCUUGUUACAAUACCACGCAAAUCAGAACGGGUGUACUAUUUCCCCCAAGGCCACAUGGAGCAGCUCGAGGCUUCGACAAACCAGGAACUAGAUCAACAGAUUCCAUUAUUUGAUCUCCCUUCAAAGAUACUCUGCCGUGUUGUGAACGUCCGACUUCAGGCUGAACCUGAAACGGAUGAAGUGUAUGCACAAAUUACUUUGAUGCCAGAAUCAGAGCAAGUCGAACUUUCCAGUCCUGAUCCUUGUCUUCCUGAGAUUCCUAGACCUAAUGUCCGCUCCUUCUGCAAAACUCUCACGGCUUCUGACACUAGCACACAUGGGGGAUUCUCUGUUCUUAGAAGGCAUGCCAAUGACUGUCUGCCUCCACUGGAUAUGUCUCAACCAACGCCAACCCAGGAAUUGGUCGCAAAGGAUCUACAUGGUUAUGAGUGGCGCUUUAAACAUAUUUUUAGAGGACAACCGCGUAGACAUCUUCUGACUACCGGUUGGAGCACCUUCGUCACAUCUAAGAGGCUUGUUGCAGGAGAUACCUUCAUAUUUCUCCGAGGUGAAAAUGAAGAACUCCGUGUUGGAAUCAGACGGUUUUUGAGACAGACAAAUUCAAUGCCAUCCUCUGUGAUCUCCAGUCAGAGCAUGCAUGUCGGUGUCCUUGCAACUGCAUCGCAUGCUGUUGUUUCCAGGACACUCUUUACAGUUUUUUACAAACCAAGGACUAGUCAAUUCAUUAUUAGCGUGAACAAAUAUCUGGAGUCAAUGAGACACGGAUUGUCAGUGGGCCAUAGGUUCAAGAUGAUAUUUGAAGGUGAAGAAUCUCCUGAACGAAGAUUUACUGGUACAGUUGUUGGAUUUACUGAGCCCAUGGCUUCACAAUGGGCUGAUUCGAAGUGGAGGUCACUCAAGGUCCAAUGGGAUGAACCAUCUUCUAUUCCUCGUCCAGACAGAGUCUCUCCUUGGGAGAUAGAACCAGUUGAUGAUUCAACCCUCCCAGCUUCUUCUCCAACCUUGCUUGUGCAGAAUAACAAGCGGCCUCUCUCACCAAUGGACCUUUCUCUUAUUGGACUCUGUAAGAGCCCUGGAGAGUCUGCAGCAUCCUAUUGGUAUCCAGGGGUAACACAAAGUCAGGGAUUCACCUCAUACGGUGGUGUAACAGAGACAAAUUCUAAUGAGUGUCGGAUCAAUUGGUCUUGUAAGAGAAGUGAUUCCACAAUCAGAGAUGGGCACAGUAUUUUCUUGAAUGAACAAGAUGCUUCAUCCCCUAGAGUGAAAGCCCAAUUAAAUAUCUUCCAAUCUGAAGAUAACAAAACUGAGCCACUGUGGUCCUCAGUCUCUCAGUUCUCCACUAGCGACAAUGCAAAAAAAAUGCAUGCACCUCUGAACUCCCAUUCUCAUAUCGAAGCAACGAUGGACUCACACACGACAGCAGUUUCAAACAUCUCUACACUUACAGAACAUGCUGUUCAGAGAAACUCCAGGCCUGAGGGUAAAAGCAAUGGCUGCCGAUUGUUUGGGUUCCAGUUGAUUGAAGAGUCUACUGCAGCAGAGGAUCCGAUUGAACCUUCUUCUGCUCCUUGUGCGUCUGCUGUUGACGAUGCGCUUGGUCAAGGUAAAUGUGCUGCAUCAGACCUUCAAUCUGAUCUCACAACCAGAGUGAAGAAGAAGAUGCAGCAAUCACCAACUGAAACUCAGAGCAGUCAAAGCUUCACAACUCGAAGCCGAACUAAGGUGCACAUGCAAGGAGUUGCUCUUGGGAGGGCAAUAGACCUGACUGCCUUGGUUGGAUAUGAUGAGCUCAUAGCAGAGUUAGAGAAUAGGUUUGAAAUCAGGGGAGAGCUACAUCAACCGAACAAGAAAUGGGAGGUAGUCUUCACAGAUGAAGAAGGCGACAUGAUGCUAGUCGCUGACUAUCCAUGGGAGGAGUUCUGUAGAACUGUAAAAAAGAUCGUCAUCUGCACAUGCGAAGAGGUGAAAAGCUUGAAACUUGGACCCGCUUAUACUGCCGCAGCACCUGGUCAUGAAUCCUAGGCUGUCUUUCAAUUGGUGGCGGUGGUGGUGGUGGUGGUGGUGGUGGGGGACAUUUAUUCAGGCUCUUGAGACACUACUUUUUCGAAGCAGCGACAAUCUAAUUGACAUUUGGCAUGAAGUGGUAGGCCUUCAGAUGCCAUGGUUGCAACCUUGAGUCUAUCUAUCUCAAGUUUGGUGUUCAUUUUUCUUGUCAGUUAAUGGAACAAGCAAAGCGAGUGUUUCACUCAUUUUAUCCCUUUUCUUUUAUACUUCUAUUUCAAGAUUGAAGGAAGGGUGCUAACAUAGUGAACGAGGAUGAGUUGAAGAUUUAGGAGCAAAAACUGAUUCCUGCUUCUCUCCCUUUUUCUGCCUAGGAGAUGAAAGGCUAGUGAAAUUGCAGCAGUGAAUCAUUAAAGGGCCAUUGAAAGAGGACAAGAAUUUAGAUUAUAGAGAUGGUGUGAAUAUCUGGCCCUAGUGGGAUGAUGCAUGGGAUGACGCAAGUGGAAGGGAGGAGAUGUGUGAUCUAUGUUGUAUGAUUGGGCCCCGUGCAUAGAGAUAUCGAUAUGGGUAGGUGGCUAGUGGAAGGGAAAAGGGACCAUUUUCUAUGGGGAAUUUUGUAUAUACUUCCUUCACCUGUGUAGUGUUUCUGUUCUGUUUC